Messenger RNA from Prionailurus viverrinus (fishing cat), 4462 nucleotides. RefSeq names its product DNA ligase 3 (gene LIG3). NCBI's taxonomy places the organism in Eukaryota, Metazoa, Chordata, Mammalia, Carnivora, Felidae. Gene Ontology annotation, cellular component: DNA ligase III-XRCC1 complex. Bases 659 to 3505 code for a protein of 948 amino acids. Gene Ontology annotation, molecular function: DNA binding; ATP binding; zinc ion binding. The record is from RefSeq and is a predicted model, not a curated record. Gene Ontology annotation, biological process: double-strand break repair via alternative nonhomologous end joining; DNA recombination; DNA biosynthetic process. The transcript has 20 exons.
GGGGGUUGGCCCGUCGUUCCCGGGGACCCCCACGGUUCCGCGCGCGGGAGGGUCCCCCGGGGCCCCCGCGGAACCACCCUGGCCGCGCCGAGGCCGGUGUGCGUCCGUGCCCGUCCGUGCGUGUCGGGAGGCUUUCUCUGCCGGCUGCGUCCCCUUCCCCAGCCCCGGGCCGUGUCCUCGCGCCCCUGGCCGGUCCGAACCGAGGAACUCGCUUCCCCGCUUCCUCCGCGGCCGUCCCCGGGCGUUCGCACCGGCCAGUCGCUCAGCCCACCCCCGCGAAGGCGUCGGGGAAGGCCCCCCGGGAAGAGCGGCUUCAGCGCGCUCGCUUCCCGGCCCGGGCUGCGUUCGGGCCCCAGCCGUUUCAUUCUCCACCACGUUGGAGGAAACGCUGCGCGGCGGCCGUUGGGGGCUGCGAGCACAUGGGCUUGCUCCGAGCAGCGUGGUGGUGCCUCCUCGUGGCCCAGCUCGCCCUGGGCCUUGGGCCCCGCGGAGGGUGGGGUGCUGCGCCGCGCCCUCCGGUCGGCUCCGUGCGGAGCGAGGGGGCGCGCCUCCCAAACAUCCUUCUGAGGACCGCGUGGAGACCUAAUUCGGCCUGGGCUCCCCGGAUGGGCCUGCCCUGCCCACAUAACUCACCUCUGCAGACCUCCUCUCCAAGAGAAUGCCCCUUGAUGAAUCUGCGCACUUUGUCUGUAUGACUUUGACUUUAAAGAUCCUCUUCCUCCCAACCCUCCGCGCACUCGGGCGAAAAGAACUCUGCCUCUUCGGAGAACAACAUCACUGGCCUGACAGAAGACAGUUCGGCCAUUGGUCAGAAACAGAGCUGUUUCAUGGGCACGGCCUCCUCCAGAGAAGAAAGGCAAUUCUGUCAUCCCAGAAAGGCGGUCUAAGACCACGUGCCACCCGCCUUGUUUUCUUGCCAGGGUCGCAUGUGGGACUCUGCAGUGGCCCCUGUGAGAUGGCCGAGCAACGGUUCUGUGUGGACUACGCCAAGCGUGGCACGGCCGGCUGCAAAAAGUGCAAGGAAAAGAUCGUGAAGGGCGUAUGCCGGAUCGGCAAAGUGGUGCCCAACCCCUUCUCAGAGUCCGGGGGUGAUAUGAAAGAGUGGUAUCACAUUAAAUGCAUGUUCGAGAAACUGGAGCGGGCCCGGGCCACCACAAAAAAAAUUGAGGACCUCACCGAGCUGGAAGGCUGGGAAGAGCUGGAAGAUAAUGAGAAGGAACAGAUAAGCCAGCACAUUGCAGAUUUGUCUUCCAAGGCAACAAGCACACCAAAGAAGAAAGCUGUUGUCCAGGCUAAGCUGACAGCCACUGGCCAGGUGACGUCUCCAGUGAAAGGUGCCUCAUUUGUCACCAAUACCAAUCCUCGGAAAUUUUCUGGUUUUGCAGCCAAGCCCAACAACUCUGGGGAAGCCCGCUCAAGCCCUACCCCUAAGGCAAGCCUGUCCUCAAGCAGAUGUGACCCCAAGCACAAGGAUUGUCUGCUACGUGAGUUUCGGAAGUUGUGUGCCAUGGUGGCUGAAAAUCCUAGCUACAACACGAAGACCCAGAUCAUACAGGACUUCCUUCGGAAAGGUUCAGCAGGAGAUGGUUUCCACGGUGACGUGUAUCUAACAGUGAAGCUGCUGCUGCCAGGUGUUAUUAAGAGUGUUUACAACUUGAACGAUAAGCAGAUUGUGAAGCUUUUCAGCCGCAUUUUUAACUGCAACCCAGAUGAUAUGGCACGAGACCUAGAGCAGGGUGACGUGUCAGAGACGAUCAGAGUCUUCUUUGAGCAGAGCAAGUCUUUCCCUCCAGCUGCCAAGAGCCUCCUCACCAUCCAAGAGGUAGAUGCGUUCCUCCUUCGCCUCUCCAAGCUCACCAAGGAGGAUGAGCAACAGCAGGCCCUGCAGGACAUCGCGUCCAGGUGUACAGCCAACGACCUUAAGUGCAUCAUCAGAUUGAUCAAACAUGACCUGAAGAUGAACUCAGGUGCAAAACACGUGUUAGAUGCACUUGACCCCAAUGCCUAUGAAGCCUUCAAAGCCUCACGCAACCUGCAGGACGUGGUGGAGCGAGUCCUCCGCAAUGAGCAGGAGGUGGAGAAGGAGCCAGGCCGGAGACGAGCUCUGAGUGUCCAGGCUUCACUGAUGACGCCAGUGCAGCCCAUGCUGGCCGAGGCCUGCAAGUCCAUCGAACAUGCGAUGAAGAAGUGUCCUAAUGGCAUGUUCUCUGAGAUCAAGUAUGACGGGGAGCGAGUCCAGGUACAUAAGAACGGAGACUACUUCAGCUACUUCAGCCGCAGCCUCAAGCCUGUCCUGCCUCACAAGGUGGCCCACUUUAAGGACUAUAUCCCCCAGGCUUUCCCUGGGGGCCACAGCAUGAUCUUGGACUCUGAGGUGCUCCUGAUCGACACUAAGACAGGCAAACCGUUGCCCUUUGGGACUCUUGGGGUGCACAAGAAAGCUGCCUUCCAGGAUGCUAACGUCUGCCUGUUUGUUUUUGAUUGUAUCUACUUCAAUGACAUCAGCUUGAUGGACAGGCCUCUGUGUGAGCGGCGGAAGUUUCUUCAUGAUAACAUGGUUGAAAUUCCCAACCGGAUCAUGUUCUCAGAAAUGAAGCAAGUCACUAAAGCUUCGGACUUGGCCGACAUGAUAAACCGGGUCAUCCGAGAGGGGUUGGAAGGGCUGGUGCUGAAGGACGUGAAGGGUACAUAUGAGCCUGGAAAGCGGCACUGGCUGAAAGUCAAGAAAGACUAUUUGAAUGAGGGGGCCAUGGCUGACACAGCUGACCUGGUGGUCCUUGGGGCCUUCUAUGGGCAAGGGAGCAAAGGUGGCAUGAUGUCCAUCUUCCUCAUGGGCUGCUAUGACCCAGGCAGCCAGAAGUGGUGCACGGUCACCAAGUGUUCGGGAGGCCAUGAUGAUGCGACGCUUGCCCGCCUGCAGAAGGAACUGGACAUGGUGAAGAUCAGUAAGGAUCCCAGCAAGAUACCCAGCUGGCUGAAAAUCAACAAGAUCUACUACCCGGACUUCAUAGUUCCAGACCCAAAGAAAGCUGCCGUGUGGGAGAUCACAGGGGCUGAGUUCUCCAAAUCUGAGGCUCACACGGCCGACGGAAUCUCCAUCCGAUUCCCUCGUUGCACCCGGAUCCGUGAUGAUAAGGACUGGAAAUCUGCCACUGACCUCCCCAAACUCAAGGAACUGUACCAGCUGUCCAAGGAGAGGGCAGACUUCACUGUGGCAGCCGGAGACGAGGGAAGCUCCAAUACUGGGGGUAGCAGCGGAGAGAACGAGGUUACCUCGCGACCUGCCUCCAGGGCCUCCCCGAAGCAGCCCUCCACCAGUGCCAAGAAGGCAGGAGGAAGGCGGAGCAGCCCCGACAGCCGAGGUGGUAGCAAGCCCACAGCGAAGCCUCCCCCCGUGAGAGUGGGAGAGAAGCGGAAGGCUCCCGACGAGCCCCCAGGCCAAGCAAAGAGGCGGCCGGCCAGCCAGCAGAGAGGAAGGAGAGCUGUGCCCGCAGGCAGGAGAUAGAACAGCCGGGCCUCGCUGAGAGGCUGCAGGGACCCAUCGGGCUGCCGCUCCCAAGUCACAAUUUACAUUAAAGAAAGGGGAGGAAGCCCAGUCUGGGUGGAGUGCGGCUGGCCGUGUGAGUCUGUGCUGUCUGUGCUCGGGGCCAGAGCAGACCGAGCCCACGAGGAGCAGAGUGGGGAGAGGGCGCUGGCUUGGUGAUUGUCCCCCAGAGAGCCCUUCGCCUUUUGUAGCCCCUUCUCGGUCGUUGGUUUGACAACAGCUAUUGAGCACCUACUGAGGCCAGUGAUUAGGCUGGCCCAGGGGGGACGUGGGAAGUAAACACCCGAUCUCUGUACCGUGUGACGGAGCCACACAGUCCUCCCCGCUAGCCAAAGCAAGCACCGAAGUUUGGCAAGUCAGGCCCUGAGCCCCGUCCCUGGAAGAUGUGUAGAACCGUUCCCGUCUUUUCCCUGCGCGAAGCCCUUGAAUCCGUCCAUGGCCGAGGAGGGCUCCUGACCCCGCAGCCUAGCUAGUUGGGCACCGUGGACUGCUCGAUCAGCCGGCAUCCCGGAGUCCGAGAGCCACUGGUCCCGCCUGCCGGAUGGUUCUCAGACACAUGUACUUCCCCCUUCUCCAGGUCCCCGCACGGGGACCCACCCUGUCUUCCUCCUUUCCCUCUAGGCAGGGAGGGAGGGGGGUGCUUCCUCUAGAGUGGCUGGAGGACAUGGGUUUCAGUGCCUGUUCCUUUUCUCCACUAAACUCUCCGUGCUGGUGUCCUGACCACUAGGCUUCAUCUCUGGCUCUUGUUGUGUCUCAAGUCCCCUUAGUAUCUGGCCUGUGCUCGUCUCUGUGGAGGCCCAUCGGUCCCACUGCUGACCGCACUGACCCCUGUGCGUUUGCAGGUGCUGCUGGACAUCUUCACUGGGGUGCGGCUCUACCUGCCACCCUCCACGCCGGACUUCAGCCGUCUCAGACGCU